Molecule: messenger RNA, 1549 nt
Organism: Bursaphelenchus xylophilus (pine wood nematode)
Lineage: Eukaryota; Metazoa; Nematoda; Chromadorea; Rhabditida; Aphelenchoididae
Source: the annotation of a GenBank genome assembly
AUGGCCAUUGAGCCAGUAAAUCCGCUGGUGAUUGAUCCUAGUAAAAUCCAAGGAGAUGGCUUCGGGAUUCGGCUCAAUAACUUUGGAGACGUUGAGUAUUAUGGUAAUACCAUUACAAUUAAAUUUUUUGUUAGGGCGAUAAAAUUCCAAAAUAAUUCUUUCUAGGACGGGUAGUCGUUGGUACUCCGCUAAAAGAAUAUCGAGUGGUUUUUGAUACGGGUUCAACAAAUUUUUGGAUCAUGUCCAGCAAAUGCCGAGUUGAGACGAAGACUGGCAAAGCUUGCAAAGACAAGUCGCUCUACAAUAAGCAUUCAUCGUCUACGUACACAAAAAGAAGCGGAAAAUUUCGUCAGCUCUAUGAAAUUGGAUUUGCCUACGGCGACUUCGCGCAGGACGUUGUGGCGGUAAGGUCCAGUUUAGUCCACAAAUUUGCCUUGAAAAGUAAAUUCCUGUGGGAUAUCUGAUUGAAGGAAUAUCUAAAAGAUGUUUCACUAACCCUCACAAUUUUCAUUCCUUCUCCUUUUAGAUAGGUACCCUCAAGUCCCAUUCUCUCCUCACUCCGAAUGUCACCUUCGGUCUAGCCAAUGUGAUUGAUACCGCUUCGCAAGAUGAUGUCAUUGACGGAGUAAUGGGCCUGGGAUUUCCGAAGCCCGGUGAACCCGAGUCUCUAAUUAAUCGGGCUGUCGCUGAAGGCAAGUUGGAGAAGCCCCUGUAUACUGUUUGGAUGAAAAAAGUUGGAGGCGAAGUUGACCGGCUUGGUGGGGAAAUUCUUUUUGGAGAUGUGGAUUCCGAAAAAUGUGAGGCAAGCGUUGGAUAUACGAAUCUCACUUCGACAAAUUAUUGGCAGUUUGAUGUGAAUGAUGUUGAAAUCAAUAUUGGAGGAGAAACAAAGGUAAGGAAGUAGCCGGAAUGCUAUACAUGCAGUAUUUUGCAAAGAAACUUUGCCAUUUUUCAGAAGAUUGCUCAGAAAAUUGAAGCCAUCUCUGACACCGGCACUUCUGCUAUUGUUAUGCCCAGAGACAUGUACAGAACACUUGUGUCCGCCCUUGGAAUCAAAUCCAAUGCUCCUGGCCUUCCAUACGUCAAGUGCAACACGAAAUUCUCGCUCAAUUUCGCAAUCAAUGGCCGUAAUUACUCGUUAUCUGCACAAGAUUUGAUGGUCAAGUACUCGGACGGCUGUGUUUUGCAGUUCGAUGUCAGCGCCAUUGAAGGGGAUGAGAGCUGGGUUCUGGGGGAUCCAUUCAUCCGUACGUAUUGCCAAAUCUAUGAUCUUGGCCGGAAAAGAGUUGGGUUUGCCAAGGCCAAAGUUGCAACCAAGAAAAAGUUGAAAUGCGGGAAGAAAUGCGUGAAAAGUGGGAGAGGUCAACGAUGGAAGAAGACUCAUCAACGUGACCCGGAUCAUUUCAAUGGAAACCCUGAAAUGAUGCAGGAUGACAUUAAAAAAGAUGAGAAUGGAAGUAAAUUUGAAGAAAAUUUGGAGGAGUAUGAGGACGAUAGUGUAGAACAGACGGAAAUGGAUGCAAAUACGAAUCGAUUAGAAAGUUUAUAG